CUGAUCCUCCCACUCAGUUCAGUGCCAGCUAUCUCCGUCUCCUCUUCUUACUGCCCUUUCUCUUCUGUGUGCCAAUUCAUCCGAUCUAUCAUCUCUUUACCCCUCAUCUGUCAGCCAGACGGUCGUAAGCCUCUCUCCGUUCAUCUCUUCUUCCCCUUAGGUCGGACGAAGUCUACACCACGCGUUUUGGUCAAAUUUGGUGGGAGGGAAACAUACAUGAUAAUAAAAUGAGAAGGCAUUUAAAGGAUGUAAUGGUGCAGAUCCACAACACAGAGUGAGGAAGAUAUCUUUCUCUUCUAUCGAACUCUCUAUUGCGGCCAAAGUACGUAGCGGUUAAAAUGGGAAUGAACAUGGGCUUCCUUGUCGGCACUUUUGGUGUUCUCUUUCUCUCCAACGCCGCCUACUCCACAAUCCAGUAUAAGGCUUUGCUUAAGAUCACCGAGGAAGAGUUCUCUGGUGCUCCUUUAGACGUGGUUAUUAAGUUGAUUUUAGGAUUAGUAUUGUGCAUGUGGGCUGCCCUCAUAGUGCCCGGAAAGUUUUUGUCUAUUCAUCCUCAAUCUGAUGAGAACAGGGUUGUUACUCUACCUGGAAAUCUGGAUUUUAUGAUUUUCAAUCACCGUGGGAAGGCAUUUCCUCAGGAAGUAGUUGAUUUGAAGGGAGGCUUCUAGGAAAACUGAGCAUGUUUUGUUCAUUUGGGGAUCCAUUACGGUCUCUAUAAGACAGUUAAUUUGGUCAGAGCAUUAAAUUUCCACAGCAUGAAUAUAUACGUAGUAUUUUAUUUAAGCUUUUAAAAUAUUGUAUUCGCUACAGUACAUUGGUCUGUAGCUUAUACCCUCCUCUGACGCUGGUCGUAUUGUUUUUCUUUGAAAAAUUGUUCUCUUUUUUAAAAAACAGAUCAAUUUUUCUUGUCAUUAGAAAGCCUUUUUUCUUCUUCUGCUUUUAGAUGAGAUAUUUCACACAUGAUACGUAAUUGUUCAAUUUUUCUGAUAAGUGUGGUUUAG
Molecule: messenger RNA, 1001 nt
Organism: Cuscuta europaea
Lineage: Eukaryota; Viridiplantae; Streptophyta; Magnoliopsida; Solanales; Convolvulaceae
Source: the annotation of a GenBank genome assembly